Molecule: messenger RNA, 1477 nt
Organism: Raphanus sativus (radish)
Lineage: Eukaryota; Viridiplantae; Streptophyta; Magnoliopsida; Brassicales; Brassicaceae
Product: 4-diphosphocytidyl-2-C-methyl-D-erythritol kinase, chloroplastic
Exons: 11
Coding region: 66-1241 (391 amino acids)
Biological process (GO): terpenoid biosynthetic process
Cellular component (GO): chloroplast
Molecular function (GO): ATP binding; 4-(cytidine 5'-diphospho)-2-C-methyl-D-erythritol kinase activity
Source: RefSeq, a predicted model, not a curated record
AGAAAAACUCACCUAUUGGAUUUGGAUCAAAGGAAGAGAAAAACAGACAAGGGGAGAUACAGACAAUGGCAACAACGGCUUCUCCUCCAUUUAUCUCAUCAUCUCUCAACUCCACUUGCACUUCUUUCAGAACCAGUCUCCCUACUUGUUCAUUUUCUCCGAAGCUUCUUCCUCGUCGUCCCCUUGCGAGUUUUUCAGUGAAAGCUUCCAGAAAGCAAGUCGAGAUAGUAUUUGAUCCUGACGAGAGGCUUAAUAAGAUUGGCGAUGAUGUUGACAAAGAAGCUCCCUUGUCAAGGCUUAAGCUCUUCUCACCUUGCAAGAUCAAUGUUUUCUUGAGGAUAACGGGCAAACGUGAAGAUGGGUUUCAUGAUUUAGCCUCUCUGUUUCAUGUGAUUAGCUUAGGAGACACAAUUAAAUUCUCGUUGUCUCCUUCAAAGUCCAAAGAUCGUCUUUCCACCAACGCCUCUGGAGUCCCUGUCGAUGCGAGAAAUCUGAUUAUAAAAGCACUUAACCUUUACAGGAAGAAAACUGGUAGUAGCAAGUUCUUCUGGAUUCAUCUAGAUAAGAAGGUGCCUACUGGAGCUGGACUCGGUGGUGGAAGCAGUAAUGCUGCAACUGCACUCUGGGCAGCGAAUCAACUCAAUGGAGGUCUUGUCUCCGAGAAGGAACUCCAAGAUUGGUCUAGUGAAAUAGGCUCUGACAUUCCUUUCUUCUUCUCGCGUGGUGCUGCCUUUUGUACCGGGAGAGGUGAGAUUGUCCAAGACCUUGCUUCUCCUUUUCCUUUUGAUCUUCCGAUGGUGCUCAUAAAGCCCCGAGAAGCAUGCUCCACUGCUGAAGUUUACAAACGUCUCCGUCUGGAUCAGACAAGCAGCGUUGAUCCAUUAACAUUACUGGAGAAUGUCACUAGCAAGGGUGUAUCUCAAAGCAUUUGCGUAAACGAUUUGGAACUGCCAGCAUUUCAAGUUCUCCCAUCUCUUAAACGCUUGAAGCAACGUGUAAUAGCAUCUGGGCGCGGGGAAUAUGAUGCUGUCUUUAUGUCUGGGAGUGGAAGCACCAUAGUUGGUAUUGGUUCGCCAGAUCCUCCGCAAUUUAUAUAUGACGAUGAAGAAUACAAGAAUGUCUUCUUGUCUGAAGCAAACUUUAUGACUCGAGAGGCUAAUGAAUGGUACAAAGAACCUCCAUCUGCAUCUGCUACUACUUCAUCCUCCGAGUCUCGCCUAGAAAUUGCGAAUGAGAUGUAAAACAAGUUUAAGGCCAAAAGAAUUUUUUUUUUUGGAUUUAAUUCUCUCAAAUAUUUAUACCGGUCUCGUUUUCUUAGAGUCUGAGCUUGUCAAAGUGUAUCAUCAUUUCUCAAAGAGCAAACAAGAAUGUUGUGAUAUCAUUUGUAUUUUAAGAAGAUCAUUAAAAUUGCAGAAAUGCAACAAUAAAAAGGAAAAAAAGAAAACAAAAAGGUAAUGAAAACUUUGAUUCUGUUGUC